UCCUAGUGAGUGACAAUCAUGGACACCACAACCUCAAUCAAGAUGACCACUCUGGCCAUCCAGAACCUCUUCAGCUACGUGGAAGAAGAGAAUCUGGCAGCUGUUAAAGCCCAUCUUGACAAGUUCAAAGAGGUGGAUGGUCGAAGCGAUAAUGGACAGACUCCUCUGAUGUUGGCCUCAGAGCAGGGCAGUCUUGAGAUUGUUCAAGAACUCAUCAGAAGGGGCGCAAAUGUCAAUUUGGAUGAUGUGGACUGCUGGUCCGCUCUGAUCUCUGCAGCUAAGGAGGGGCACGUGGAGGUGGUGAAAGAGCUGCUGGAAAACAGUGCUUAUAUUGAGCACAGAGAUAUGGGGGGUUGGACUGCCCUUACUUGGGCUUCAUAUAAAGGUAGAGUUGAGGUGGCCACGGUCCUGCUUGAGACUGGGGCAAACCCAAACACCACUGGACAGGUAAAACUUGCAUAUGGU
This is a messenger RNA of Sinocyclocheilus grahami, 465 nucleotides long. RefSeq names its product kinase D-interacting substrate of 220 kDa-like. The record is from RefSeq and is a predicted model, not a curated record. The annotation marks the transcript as partial. Gene Ontology annotation, molecular function: protein kinase regulator activity; PDZ domain binding. The transcript is spliced from 4 exons. NCBI's taxonomy places the organism in Eukaryota, Metazoa, Chordata, Actinopteri, Cypriniformes, Cyprinidae.